AUGGUGUUCGGAAUCCUCGAGCCCGCAAUCAUCUCUGGUGAAAGAGUUCCCGGCACCGCGCUCCUCGCAGAGCUGGAGGACCCCAGUCUCGGCCUUGUCAACGCCCGAGUAGCGAGUAGGCUCAAGCAUGGCAAGGGAAAGAAUUCGCAUAUCGUGCUGGUUCCGCAGCCGAGUGAUGAUCCGAACGAUCCACUGAACUGGUCACUACUUGUGCGAGAUGGGAUUUCCCUCAUGUUCGCAUUCACCAUCAUGACCUUCGCUGGCGCCAUCGGGCCGCUUCUCUCUCCCUUCGCCUUCCAACUGACCCUAGAAUACAACGUCUCCUUCACCAAGGUCUCCCUCCUGACCGGCUGGCAACUCCUCACCGUCGCCAUCUCCGGUCUCUUCGUGUCCCCGGCCACCCGUAUCUACGGCAAACGCCCCGUCCUCCUCCUCUGCAGCAUUAUCGGCUUCGCGGGCUCUGUAUGGCUGCCCUUCGCCACCUCGUACAACAGUCUCCUCGGCGGAAGAAUCCUCCAGGGCGUGGGCGUCAGCGCAUACGAGUCCAUCAGUUUUGCGUUUGUGGCUGAUCUGUAUUGUGUGCAUCAACGCGGCGCCAGGAUUGCGUUCAUGCUUGCGCCGCUGGGGGCGAUCAAUAUUCUUUGUCCACUGAUUGCAGGCGUCGUGGCGGAGAGACUGGGAAUCGAGUGGGUUUACAAGAUUAUGGCCAUCAUGACUGGGAUUGCACUGGGCGUCGUGAUCUUCUGCAUGCCAGAGACCACCUUCCGCCGCGACCGCUCGCCGAUUCUCGCGCUGCUGCAAGAAGACUCAGCCAGCGAGAAGCUCGCCGCCGCGGUCGAGAAGGAGCACGCCUCGACGGAACCCACGAUCCCCAAGAAGCGCUCGUACGCCUCGCAGCUGCAUCCGUUCACCGGCCGCGUCUCCUCCGAGACCUGGUUUCAGGCCACCACCGGCCCGCUGCGCGUCAUGAAGAACCCCGCCGUGUACUGGAGCAUGUUCACGCAAGGCGCGGUCUCCGCCUGGACCGUCGCCGUCUCCAUGAUCCUGUCGCAAGUGUUCGGCGUGGCGCCCUACAAUAUGUCGCCCGCGGGCAUCGGCUACCUCAAUGUUGGCGGCAUCGUUGGCGGCGUCGUCGCAGAGAUCGUCACCAUAGGCCUCAACGACAAAAUCGUCAAGGCACUCGCCAAGGCCAACGGCGGCAUCUUCGAGCCCGAGUUCCGCCUUUGGUCGAUCGUCCCGAUGCUCGUCACCGGUGUCGUCGGGUUUUUCGGGUUUGGACAGGCGGCCGCGGCCGGACACAGCCCCGUCGUCGUGUCGAUGUUCUACGGCUUCAUCACCGCCAGCCUAGUGUUCUCGCACGUUGCGAGCGGCAGCUACAUGACCGAUGCCUUUCCCGAGUGCACGGUCGAGGUGUUCAUCGACGUGAUGAUAUUCAAGAAUAUCUUGUUCUUUGUGUUCUCGCUGGUGAUCAAUGAGUGGAUCAUCAAGGAGGGGCCGGCGCAGGUGUUUAAUACUAUUGGCGGGAUCCAGAUCGUGGUUUGUGCGCUGUCUGUUCCACUCUGGGUCCUGGGAAAG
Tricharina praecox is the source of this 1575-nucleotide messenger RNA. Its product is annotated as major facilitator superfamily domain-containing protein. The annotation marks the transcript as partial. NCBI's taxonomy places the organism in Eukaryota, Fungi, Ascomycota, Pezizomycetes, Pezizales, Pyronemataceae. Gene Ontology annotation, molecular function: transmembrane transporter activity. The transcript has 4 exons. Gene Ontology annotation, biological process: transmembrane transport. The record is from RefSeq and is a predicted model, not a curated record.